Molecule: messenger RNA, 813 nt
Organism: Mesorhabditis belari
Lineage: Eukaryota; Metazoa; Nematoda; Chromadorea; Rhabditida; Rhabditidae
Source: the annotation of a GenBank genome assembly
AUGGUGUGGCGAGAUGAUCAGAGAGCGAUGGGAUUCGCCUUCUCGGAACAAUUCAGCCCAUGUCUAAACGAGGCUCUCAUCCAGGACAUUGUCUACGUGGCCGGUUGUUUCCUCGUCUUAUUCUUUGUCUCAUUUCAACUCUUCUCCAUUCGUUAUCUCUAUUUGCAUAAAGCUCAUUUUGCGGCUUAUUUGCGUCACAGUUGCACAGUGAUCAGUGUUACGUGCAUCGGUAUCCUUUUCCUUAAUAUGACCGCCGUCAAAACUUCUUUAUACAAUUUUGAAUCAAAUUUAUUGCAUAAACUUCGAAUUUGGUUGACUAGUUUAAGAUAUUUGGAAACGAUUCAAAUCUCACUUCUUUGCUAUCUCGUGAUGGUGAAUAUGUCGACGGUUGUGUUGAUCAGUUUUGUGCGAUUGUUGGCAAGAAUGCGGCCGGAGAAAGAAGAGAAAGUUGCCCGAAUGAGUUUCCUCACCGUUUACACUCCGAUUUUCGCUCUUCCUUUAUUAUUUUAUGUCUUUGUCGCUAUCAUUUUUGCUCUUUCAUCGUGUUGGAAAGAAAGAAUUGAGAAGACGAAAUCGACGAAAAGCUCGACUGAAUUGCUUACUGCGAACGAUCGCUUUCGCCUUUUAAUGGGUCAAUUCACAAUAUCGUUGACCUAUUUCGCGUUUCUUCUGAUGAACCCGGAUUUUAUGUGCUCGGUGCAAACGCCGAUUAUUGGUCUUUCCAUUGAUCUUUAUGGAAUGCUGAUCCCGAUUCUCUGCAUCAAUUUCACAGCUAAAUCCACCGGACCGUCCGACUCGUGGAUCGUGAUAUUU